AUGACGGCGCUGUCCAUCGUGGUGGUGGUGCUGCGACUGCACGGGAAUUACAAGUUCGGCAACUUCCAGCUCAGCGACCUGGUGACGCUGCUGGCCCUGAUUCUCCUCGUCAUCGCCGCCGCCAUCUCGGAUGUGGCCGUCGACUAUGGCUACGGCCAGAGCGAAGUCUCGCUGCAAUUCCACCGCGCCAUGAGUUCGAUCGAGUAUUCCGCCAUCGCGCAGGCCAUCAUCCUCAUCAACAUCGUCAGUGUGUUUCUGCUUUUCUUCCAGUGCUCGGGCCACAUGACGGACAUGUUCCACCCGACCGAGUUUGAGAAUUGCAUGUCGAUCACGGUGCAGAUCGACUAUGCCUACUUCCAGGGAGCCUUCAACUCGGCCUGUGAUCUCCUCCUGGCGGCCUUCCCCGUCUAUAUCUUCUGGCGGUUUAACUGGAACCUGCGCGUCAAGCUGGUCUUGAUCUCGCUGCUGAGUCUGGGUGUGGUGGCCAUGGUGGCCUCCGUCGUCAAGACAAUCAAAUACCCGACGAUCAUGAUCUCUACCAACCCGCGCACCAACCGCGUCACGCUCCUCCGGUGGAUGUUUGUCGAAGCGGGCGUCGUGCUCAUCACCGCCUCGAUCCCCUGUCUCCGGCCGCUGGUGAUGCACUGGAUGAAGAAGCUACUCAGACGGGUCCCCGAGCGCCACCAGAUGAUGCCGGCGGAGGAGCAGACCGUCCCCACGACCAGCACGAUGGUCAAUCUGGGGUCGUUCGCGCAGGACUGGAAGUCGCGGUGGAUCAUGCCGUUUGCGCGGCAGGAGCAGCCCGAGGGGGCGGAUCUGGAGCGACAUAUCCUGCAGAACAUCACGACGCACAUCUUCGCGGGGGAUCGGGAGUUCCUGGAUCGACAUAUCCCGGGGAUCGUGAAGCAGGUGGAGGUGACGGUGGUGGCGGAUGAGAUUCCGCUGACAGACACGGGCAGUCGGAGUCGAAUGGUGAAUAUAUGA
Aspergillus heteromorphus CBS 117.55 is the source of this 984-nucleotide messenger RNA. RefSeq lists its product as uncharacterized. Lineage: Eukaryota; Fungi; Ascomycota; Eurotiomycetes; Eurotiales; Aspergillaceae. The record is from RefSeq and is a predicted model, not a curated record. The transcript is spliced from 5 exons. Bases 1 to 984 code for a protein of 327 amino acids.